AUGGGUUUGUUCAAGAGUGUUAAAAUUGAGCAUAGGAGAAGCUCUUGUAGUAGUCGUGAUGGUCAUCAUCAUGAUAAUGAAACUGAGAUGGAUGAAAUAAAUUGGGGUGCUCUUGAAAGGCUUCCAACAGUUGAAAGGGCCCACAUUAGCUUUUUGCAUGGUGUUGCUGGUGAUUUUAAGGAGAUUGAUGUUAAACGACUUGACUUUUAUGAGAGAAGGGCUUUGUUGAAUAAAUUGGUUACAAAUAUGACUCAAAAUGAAUUGUUCUUGCACAAAAUCAAGACUAGGUUUGAGAGGGUUUCCCUGGCAUUCCCAUCUAUAGAAGUCCGGUUUCGGAAUCUGAAUGUAGAGACCUAUGCUUAUGUGGGUAGUAGAGCUUUACCCACAAUCUACAAUUCCUUGGUCAAUAUGGUUGAGGGUGUGAUAAACUUUCUAAAAAUACAACCAAGUCAGAAGAGGAAACUGCAAAUUCUGAGUGAUUUAAAUGGAAUUAUCAAACCUGGCAGGAUGACUUUACUUUUAGGGCCACCAAGCUCAGGGAAGACAACCUUAUUAUUAGCUUUAGCUGGUCUUCUUGAUUCAGAAUUGACGGUUUCUGGAAAAGUGACGUACAAUGGACAUGAGUUUGAUGAAUUUGUUCCUCAAAGAUGUUCAGCUUAUGUCAGUCAAAACGACGUUCACAUCUGUGAAUUGACUGUUAGAGAAACGUUAAGUUUUUCUGCCACUUGUCAAGGACUUGGUUCUGCUUAUGAGCUCCUCCUGGAUCUACUCAGAAAAGAAAAAGAAUUAGACUCUAAACCUGAUCCAUUACUUGACGUACUAUUAAAGGCAUCAGCUAUGGAAAAACAAAGAAGAAAUUUGUUCACUGAAUAUAUUCUUAAGGUACUAGGAUUAGAAGAAUGUGCCGAUACAAUAAUAGGAGAUCAAAUGACAAGGGGCAUAUCUGGAGGCCAAAAAAGGCGAACGACAAUAGGGGAAAUGAUAGUUGGUCCAACAAAUGCGUACUUAAUGGAUAGCAUAUCAGUUGGCUUAGACAGUUCAACAACGUAUGACAUUAUUAAUUCAAUCAGGCAAUCUGUACACAUCAUGCACAAAACUGCGUUGAUCUCUCUACUUCAACCUCCCGCAGAAACAUUUGAGCUAUUUGAUGACAUUAUUCUCAUGUCUGAAGGCCAGAUCGUAUACCAAGGUCCUAGGUUUUAUGUUCUUCAUUUCUUUGAAUCUUUGGGUUUUCGAUGCCCUCAAAGAAAACCGGUUGCCGAUUACUUGCAAGAGGUUAUAUCAAGAAAAGAUCAAGCACAAUAUUGGGCAAGAGAAGACGAGGAACAUGCUUAUGUUUCAACUAAGCAAUUUGCUGAUAAGUUCAAGGAAUUCCAUAUAGGAAUAGCCCUUCAAACUGAGCUCAAUGUACCAUUUGAUAAGUCUAGAAGUCACCCGUUUGCCUUGACAAAGACUAAAUUUGGAACCAACAAGAUGGUUAUACUCAAAGCUUGUGUAUCUAGAGAAUUCCUUCUUAUGAAAAGGAAUUUCCUAGUUUUUUGUUUCAAGUUAUUACAACUGGGAGUUCUUGGAUUGGUUGUUGCAAGUGCUUUUUGUGAAGAUAAAAAACAUGAUGAUAGAAUUGAAGAUGGAACAGUACAAAUGGGAGCUUUGUUCAUUCUACUAGUCACCAUUAUACUUUCUGGACUUGCUGUUAUACCUAUGACCAUUAACAAGCUUCCAGUCUACUAUAAGCAGAAGAAUUUUCUAUUUUAUCCUUCAUGGGCAUAUUCAUUUCCUUCAUUGAUCCCUGGAAUGAUUUUUUCAAUGAUUGAAGUUCUCAUUUUGGUUCUCACUACUUACUUUAUCAUAGGCUUUGAUCCUAACUUCUUCAGGUUCAUAAAACAUGGUUUUAUGUUGAUACUAUGCGGCCAAAUGUCGUACUGUCUCUUUAGAUGCGUAGGAGCUGUAACAAGAGAUAAUUCUAUUGCAAAUGUUGUUGCUAACCUUACAACUAUGUGGCUCGUCAUAUUCAGUGGUUAUGUCCUAACUAGAGUGACAAUGAAGAAAUGGUUAGUUUGGGGUUAUUGGACAUCUCCUUUAAUGUAUGUCUAUAAUGCUAUUUCUGCAAAUGAGUUUCUUGGCAAAUCAUGGUCUAAAAAUCAUCUUUUAGAUUCAAACGAAACAAAAGGGGUGUCCAUCCUGAAAUUUCACGGAGUAACUCCUAAUCCCAACUCGUAUUUGGUGGGUAUUAUAGCAUUGAUUGGAUUCAUUAUCCUCUUUGCUUUGCUAGCCAAUCUCGCGCUUGCUUAUCUUAAACCAUUUGGACAAUCACCCUCAACAGCUUUUAUUACCAAAGAAGAAGAAGAGAAAACAUCUACCACUGAAGAUACAACACAAAACCGUAGUAAUAGCACAGGCCUAUCAUUCACACCUCUUUGCAUGACUUUUGAAGACAUCAUUUAUUCCGUUGAUAUGCCAAAGGAGAAGAAAGAAAGGGGCAACCCAAAUGAUCGGUUGGUACUACUGAAUGGAGUAAGUGGAUGUUUUAGACCAGGAGUUCUAACAGCAUUAAUGGGAGUCACUGGAGCAGGAAAAACCACACUAUUAGAUGUUUUAGCAGGACGGAAAAACACAGGUUAUAUGCAAGGAACCAUCAAAGUUUCAGGCUAUACAAAAAAGCAGGAUACUUUUGCUCGAGUUUCCGGAUAUUGUGAACAAAAUGAUAUACAUUCUCCUUUCAUCACUGUCUCUGAAUCCAUCGUCUUCUCUGCUUCUCUUCGAUUACCUAAGGACAUCAACUCUAAAGCAAAACAGAAUUUUGUGGAGGAAAUCAUGGAACUGAUGGAGCUUACACCAAUAAAAGAUGCAUUAGUGGGACAAGCAAAUGUAAAUGGGUUGUCAGUAGAGCAAAGAAAAAGAUUAACUAUAGCAGUAGAAUUGGUUGCAAAUCCUUCCAUAUUGUUCAUGGAUGAGCCAACAUCAGGACUUGAUGCAAGGGCAGCUGCAAUUGUCAUGAGAGUUGUCAGAAAUACAGUUAACACUGGCAGAACUGUUGUUUGCACCAUUCAUCAACCUAGCAUUCAUAUCUUCGAAUCUUUUGAUGAGCUUUUUCUCUUAAAGCAAGGAGGCCAUGUUUUAUAUGCUGGUCCUAUUGGCUAUCGAUGUGCUCAGCUCAUCACUUACUUUGAGCAAAUCGAUGGCGUACCAAAGAUAAGAGAAGGACACAAUCCUGCAACAUGGGUGUUAGAAGCAACAACAAAAGCACAAGAGGAGCGAAUAGGGCUGAAUUUUAGCUAUAUUUACUUAAAUUCUGAGCUUUACAGGGCAAACAUGAGAUUGAUUGGGGAGUUAAGCAUACCUCCACCUAAUUCAGAAGAGCUUCAUUUUGCAACAUCAUAUUGUCAAUCAUAUUUUAUACAAUGGAAAACAUGUUUAUGGAAACAAUACAAGUCUUAUUGGAGAAAUACAGCUCAUAAUGGUGUUAGAUUCGUCAUCACCUCCGCCUCUGCCUUCAUGUUUGGGAUUGUCUUCUUCCAAAUUGGUUCCCGAAGGGAUACACAAGUUGAAGUUCUUGGUGGAAUUGGUGCCAUUUACAUAUCGACGAUGUUCAUGGGAGCACAAACGAGUACAAGUGUAAUGCCAGUAAUGAGUAGUGAUAAACUGGCGUUUUAUAGAGAGAGGUCUUCUGGUUUAUACUCUCCUAUUCCUUAUGCUUUGGCACAGGUAGCAAUUGAGAUCCCAUAUGUUGUAGCACAAACAACAAUAUUCGAGAUCAUAGCGUAUGCAAUGAUGGGGUUUGAAUGGUCAGCCAUGAAGUUCUUCCAAGAAUAUCUUUUCAUGUUAUUAUCACUAUUAUACUUCACUUACUUUGGAAUGAUGGUCUCAUCAAUCACACCUAAUCAAGAAACAUGCUCCAUUUUAGCUAGUUUCGUUUUCUCCUUGUGGAAUCUCUUUGCUGGUUUCGCCAUCCCUAAAAAGAGGAUUCCGGUAUGGUGGAGAUGGUAUACAUGGGUGUGUCCAGUAUCAUGGAGCAUGAAUGGGUUGGUAAGCUGUGAAUAUGGAGACAAUACAGAGUCCAAGCUUGAAAGUGGGGAGACAGUUACCCAAUUCUUGAUGGAUUAUUUUGGGUACAAAUAUGAGUUAUUGGGUAUUGUAAUUGCUGUUUUGGUUGGUUUCAAUCUGCUCUUCAUCUUUCUUCAUUGCUUCUCCACAAAAAUGUUCAAUUUCCAGAAACGAUAGCAACCUAAUUAAGUUUGAAAUUAUGUCAAAUUAAGCAUAAUUCGUAUUGUAAUAUGAAUUAAUUAGUAGCGUAUGUCAAAUUUAGCUCUUUCUUAACAUGAUGCUACAUUGCACCUUGGGCUUGUAAGCCAUUUGCUUGAAAAAUUAGAAGAGGUAGAGUUUUUCAAAUGAAAUUUGUCAUGUAAAUUAACAAAUGUUGUAGGCUCAGAUUUUAUGAGAAGAGGUUUUAUACAGCCAUAUCUAAGGUUUACAUCAGUAUUCAGUUGUUGCUAUAAUCUAUGGGUGUUGCUAAAUAUCGCCACUCUUUUUAUUUUAUCGUCACCCCUAACGAAAUUAGUAUUUUGCCCUUGAACUUUAAAAAAUUACAAAACUGCCACUGGACUUAA
Messenger RNA from Amaranthus tricolor (Joseph's coat), 4607 nucleotides. Its product is annotated as ABC transporter G family member 39-like. The record is from RefSeq and is a predicted model, not a curated record. Gene Ontology annotation, molecular function: ABC-type transporter activity; ATP hydrolysis activity; ATP binding. The coding region runs from base 1 to 4221 and encodes 1406 amino acids. Lineage: Eukaryota; Viridiplantae; Streptophyta; Magnoliopsida; Caryophyllales; Amaranthaceae. The transcript has 23 exons. Gene Ontology annotation, cellular component: membrane.